Plutella xylostella (diamondback moth) is the source of this 2557-nucleotide messenger RNA. Lineage: Eukaryota; Metazoa; Arthropoda; Insecta; Lepidoptera; Plutellidae. The record is from RefSeq and is a predicted model, not a curated record.
GUCUUGUCUUUGCUUUACCUGUCCUGACUUGUGUUCUGUCACUCGUUUUUGUGAUUUUGUCUGUUUUAUUUUAUAUUAUUGACUACAAUAAUUUCUCCUGUGCACUAACUGUGCAUUGAUAUAAAUGUUUGAGUUAUCCUACCGUUAACAUGUUUUCAAUUUUGAAUCCUGAGGCUCCGGAAUUUUAUCCACACCUAAAGGCAGUCACUCAGAAUGGGUUUAAAACAGUCAGCAAGUCGAUACAAGCUUCCAAUUUACUUCCCAGCGGCCAAGGAUACGAAAAUUUCAAAACAUUUACCGAUUUUAACAUAUUGACACGACAACUAGGCAACAAUGUGGUCCAACAAUCCAACAGGAUCAUUGCGACCGAGGACCAGUUUGUCCUAUUCAAGAACGAAGACACGGAACACAAUAUCGAAACUCUAAUCGAUGCUAACGACACGAUAAUAGACCGACUGGACUCCAACUUGGACGUGGCGUCGGGCAUAUCCAAGUUCAAGUUCGCGGAGCCGAGUAUCGCGUCCCCGCAGACGGCUGACCUCACCAGGGUCGCGCCAUGGAAUGUCAGCCCUGUCAUCACUAAGAUCAAGAUGGGCUCGGCUACCUUAAUCGGCGCCAAGAAUAUACCUCGACCGCAAAUACACUUUAAAGAUACUAUUGACAAUUCGGAAAGCUUAUGGGUUCCCAAAAUAUCUGAUAAGCCAAAUAACAUCAAACCUUUGGCGCUCAACAUCCUUUAUAAUGACAAUGGAGAGGCGGUCGGUUAUGAGCACCCUUACAAAGUGGAGUUGGACUUGUACCAUCCCAAGGCCGAGUUGUUGGAGGCGAGCGCCGCGCCGGCCUUUCCUCCUCCGCUCGAAGACACCCCGCUCACUUACAUCGACCAGGAGCAGCAGAUGGACCAGCUCUGCCACCAUCUGCUCACUGUGAAGGAGAUAGCCGUGGACUUGGAACAUCAUUCGUACAGGACUUAUCAAGGUAUAACGUGCCUGAUACAGUUGACUACUGAGGAGGGGGGUGACUUCAUCAUCGACGCGCUGGCUUGUCGCGAACACAUCCAUAAGCUCAACCAGGCGUUUACUGACCCUAGGAUAUUGAAGGUAUUUCACGGUGCUGAAAUGGACAUCAUAUGGCUACAAAGGGACUUCGGUGUAUAUGUGGUGGGACUAUUCGACACCUACCAGGCGGCCAAGGCGUUGCAGCUCUCUGGACUAUCUCUCAAGAACCUGCUCAUGAGAUAUUGCAAAGUUGAUGCUGACAAGAAAUAUCAACUGGCGGACUGGCGUAUUCGGCCGCUGCCCGAAGAGCUGAUGGCGUACGCUCGCGUCGACACCCACUACCUGCUGUACAUGUGGCGGGUCAUGCGCAACGAACUGCUCAAACAGGGUACACCUUUGUUAAUGAGCGUCUUCGAACAAAGUCGUCAGAUUUGUGGAUCGACCUACAACAAGGAGGUGUGCCACGACGAGAGCCACCUGUCCCUGCUGCAGAAGUCUCGCCGGCAGUUCAACUCGCGUCAGAUGGCAGCACUGAAGCUGCUCUACAAGUGGCGAGACUCGCAGGCGCGGGCCUUGGACGAGAGCACUGCCUACCUGCUCCCGAACCACAUGUUGCUGGCGCUGGCGGAGGCGCUGCCGCGCGAGGUGCAGGGCGUACACGCCUGCUGCAGCCCCAUGCCGCCCUUCGUCAAGCAGAACUGCAUCACGCUGCACCGGAUGAUACUCACGUGCCGUGAGCUACCGUUGGAGCCGCAACUCUACCGUAUGCCGGCGAGCAUCAACGCGGUGCUGAACCACGCCGGCGACCGCGCGGGGCCCGCCGCACCCGCAAUGCACGAUCACACUCAGGACCCGGACUUCAGAGACGAUUUGCCGGUGGCGCUGACGAUGGAGGAGGCAUUCUUGGUCGACCCCAACGCAGUGUCGCAGUUCACUACCGACCUGAAGCUGUUUGUGCCAUAUUACGAUGACUGUGGCUCUUACCGCUUUGUGUCUGAGUUAAACGCGGAGGCUAAAAGUUUCAUCCCCCCUUUUGAACGAUACAAAAGAUACCGAACCUUAGCUCAGAUCGAGGAACUCAAAGAGUUCAAAGAAAAGGAGGCCAAAUUAGCGGCGCUCGGCAAGGGAAAUGAGCUGAUAAAGACAGAAGUUCUCUCCAAGUUGGUCGAGCCGCAAGUUGUGCCGGUCGCAGAGAAACCAACUAAACAAGAGAACGACGCGCAAGAUACCGCUGACCAAUCAGAAUCAAUCAAAACCGGGCAAAGAAAAAGGAAGAUUUCCAAUGAAACUGUAGAAGCUAAAAACGAAGAAACAGAUAAUAAUGUUAAAAAUAAAACAGACAAACAAAAUCAAAGCAAACCUAAAGCUCCCCCACAGAAGGAUGUCAAGAAGUUUGACUACAAGAACGCUGACUACCAGAAGUUCUUUAACGAUUCUGAGAAGAUGAAACAGAAGUUUACAAAACAAUCUAAACCUAGGUUUAAAAAGCAUAAGAAAUGAUUUUCCCUGUAAGUGAAAAUUUGUAUUCUAUAAAAUCUAAUAUAUAAGAUAUAUUUCUA